CAGUACCAGCAGCGCAUCAGGUUAACGAACCUCCAGUUCCUGCAAACUUCCGCUGGACGCUACUGUGGAAAGACAAUGAUGACAAUCAACUUGAUCAAGGAGACAAAAUAUACAAUUUCCUUCAAAAGUCAGCAUUGGUUGACAGAAUGGAGCUUGUCAAGUUUGGUGUCUCUGAAGCUCUAGUUGCUGCUGAACCUGCUAGAGUCCUACCUAUGCUGAACGGUGUAGUUGACACGAUGAACAUGAUGAUGCCCAUAAGGCAAAGGUACCUCUAUAAGUAUAUGAACGGGGAACGAGGCAGCAAUGAAAUGCGUUUGAUGGAGAAGACGCUGAGGAAGACAGUUGAACGUGUGGAUGAGAAGGUGCAGUUGAUCAAGGAUGAUAAUGGGUUUUGUCCUCCCAGGCCUAAGCUGUUCGACAGCCUUCCUAUGCCGCAACAGAAAAAGUGAACCCAAGAACAAAACAGGGUGCCAGUCUCUUGCUGUUCUACAUCAAGCAUACGGUUCCUUGCUGUAAAUCUGCUGGGCUACAUCAAGCAUACGGUUCCUUACUGUAAAUCUGCUGUGCUACGUUACCGAUACUUGUCUAUUGCUGUAUAUGCGCUGUGCUACGUCAAAUAUCCCGCCCGCCUCUUGAUGUAAAUCAGCUUUGCUAACCUCAAGGAUGGAUGUUUGACACUGAUUUUGUUGGUGUUGAAAGGUUUACACCGUACAAAUGUUGUAGUACGUACAAUACUUUUUUUUAAUUGUUUGGCAGGCUACAUAGUGAUUUGGGUUGUGAAGAUCAACACUCGCUCAGAAUAUAUUGUUUUGUACUAGCAAACAAUUUUGUGCCCA
Molecule: messenger RNA, 836 nt
Organism: Triticum dicoccoides
Lineage: Eukaryota; Viridiplantae; Streptophyta; Magnoliopsida; Poales; Poaceae
Exons: 5
Coding region: 147-449 (100 amino acids)
Source: RefSeq, a predicted model, not a curated record